Molecule: messenger RNA, 456 nt
Organism: Aspergillus affinis
Lineage: Eukaryota; Fungi; Ascomycota; Eurotiomycetes; Eurotiales; Aspergillaceae
Exons: 4
Coding region: 1-456 (151 amino acids)
Source: RefSeq, a predicted model, not a curated record
AUGGGAGAAACCAUCGAAAUCUGUCUGGAUCGAAUUGACUUGGCGUUUGAACGUCAAGGAUGCUCGACACAGAUUUCAAAUAUCAUCGAAAACAUGCGCACGCGGAUCGAAAUUUUCGAAGACCAGCUGAUAGCUGACAUUGCAGCGCUGGUCAUCGCAUGCGCUGAGCAAGAUAUAUUAUGUCGGGGCGAAAUGGCAUCUGGGCAUCCGAGGACGCGAAAGGUGCGGCAACAGCCGGUUCUUCUGGUCCAGCCACUGGUUCUGCGGAUCCGCCUGUUGGUUCGUCAAAGUUUUGAAAAACCUUCGUCUAAGUGUUAUGAGAAGGCUCAAAAGACCGACAAAUUAAUCCUGAAGACUGCCAUGCGAAUUGAAAAGCGCAAGGAGGAGGCUCUCGUCAAGAAGGAGAUGGCUGCAAGGGAGAGGGCGAAGAAGGAGGAUAAGAUGAAGGACGAGUAG